AUGAAAUUUAAAUUUUGUGGUGAUCUUGAUGCUCCUGAUUGGUUAUUAAGAGAAAUUAAUACAUUAUCAAAAAUUACAAAUAUUAGAAUUAAAUUGAUAACUGUCCAAGUUGUAAAUAGUUUAGCAUCAGGUGAAAAUAUAGAUUUUGAUAAAGUAGAAAAAUUAGUUAAAGAUGCCUCAUUUGUAGUAUCAGAUAUUAAAGCUUUAAUUGCAGCAGUACAUUUUAUAAUCUUCAACUCUGUAAAGAAUGAUGUUGAUGAAACAACCCUUUCAACUGAACUUCAACAACUUGGUUUACCAAAAGAACAUUGCGAUUCAAUUUCAAGAGCAUUUAGAGAACAUAAAGAAAAAUUACGUCAAAUUUUUUAUAACAAUACAUUAAAAUUACCAAGUUUAGAAUCAUUAGAUUGGAGAGUAGAUUUUAUUUUAAGUUCAAAUACAAUUCAAGAAGUUAAUGCACCAAAUGUUCAAUUAAAUUUCAAAGUUAAAAACCCAUCAAAUGGUGAGAUUACAUCACAUCCAUUUGAAAUAAGCGCAAAGAAAUUUAAUGUAUUAUAUUAUGAAUUAAAAGGUGCAAAAUUAUUAAUCGAACAAGCCAGUCAAUAA
Messenger RNA from Dictyostelium purpureum, 606 nucleotides. RefSeq lists its product as uncharacterized. The coding region runs from base 1 to 606 and encodes 201 amino acids. Lineage: Eukaryota; Evosea; Eumycetozoa; Dictyosteliales; Dictyosteliaceae. The transcript is spliced from 6 exons. The record is from RefSeq and is a predicted model, not a curated record.